Molecule: messenger RNA, 1865 nt
Organism: Phoenix dactylifera (date palm)
Lineage: Eukaryota; Viridiplantae; Streptophyta; Magnoliopsida; Arecales; Arecaceae
Source: RefSeq, a predicted model, not a curated record
GGGGACGUUGCCUGUCCAUUGUUGGACCGGUCCGGUCUUUGAUCCACUGCGUCGAGAGUGCGCUGCCCGGCGAGCCGGUCCGACCGUUCCUUGCCCCCGAGACGGCGCGAUGCUGCUCCCUGAGCUCUCUUCCUCUCUCCUCCGCCGUCGCGGCUCCAAAACCCUCCUCUCCUUCCUCCACCACCGCCGCCUCGGAUACCUCCUCUACUUCUCAUCCUCCUCCGCCACCACCGCCGCUGCCGCCCCGGCCGCCGUGAAGAACUCAUAUCUCGAACCCCAGUUCAUGGUGGAGUACCUCAUCACGUCCUCUGGCCUCUCCCCGUCCGAGGCUGCCAAGGCCUCCAAGCACCUCCGCCGCAUCAAAUCCCCUCAACAGCCGGACUCUGUCCUUGGUUUCUUCAAAAGCCACGGUUUUGACGACGCCGACAUUAAAAAGAUCGUAUCUUGUCAACCCAGAUGUCUCGGCUUCGACGUCGAGAAGUCCCUGGCCCCAAAGUUCCGAGCUGUACGAGAUCUCGGAUUCUCCCAGUCCGAUCUCCUCAACCUCUUCCUCUCCCAGUCUCCCGUCCUCAACUUCAGGUUACACCGCACCCUCCUUCCUAGGAUCGAGCUUUGGAGGAAUCUUUUCGGCUCCAUGGAGAUCCUGAAGAAAUUUAUCAAGAGGAAGCAACGGUUUCUCAGUUACAGCAUCGAGAAGAGGAUCCUUCCUAACCUCUCACUCCUGCGGGACUGCGGUAUUCCAGACCAGAAAAUCUCUUUGAUUGUGAAGCGGCAGCCAACACUCAUUGUCCGGAGGCCAGAUUCACUCCGGCAUUUUAGUCGGUCGCGUUGAGGGGCUGGGAAUACCACCCCAUUCGGGGAUGUUCGUCUGGGUCCUUCAAACACUCCACACAUUUAGCAAAGCUAGAUUCGCGGCCAAGAUGGAGCUCAUGAGGAGCUUUGAGUGGUCCGAGUCAGAGCUCCUGACGGCAUUCCUUAAGGCCCCUGGCAUCUUGGGUCUAUCCAAGAAGGUGAUGCAGAGAAAGAUGGAAUUUUUGGUGAAGGAAGCUGGGUGCACGCCCUCCUAUGUCGCUCGCUUCCCAGUGCUUCUGAUGUAUAGCUUGGAUAAGGGGUUGAGGAAUCCUCGAUACCGAGCCAUGGAGAUUUUGAAGUCAAAAGGUUUGCACACUAGGAAAUAUGACCUUUUCAGGAUCAUGUGUUUCUCAGAGAAGAAUUAUUUUGAGAAAUUCAUUCUCUGCUACAAAGAGAAAGUGCCCGAACUGCAUGAAACGUUUACUGCUGGCUGCAAAAAGGCUGCCUCCUAAUUCAGGUUUCUAUGAAAAAGGAGAAUGGCGUGCCUUGUUGCAGGGUGAUAGACAGAAGAUGUGCAUGAAUGGAGCCAAUUCAAGCUCACUUCGUGGCUUCGUGAAGCUAACCAAAUUAUUCAUUUGGUGGUCUGCGCUGUCAGGAAUUUGAUGGAAGCCAUACAGUCUCAUGGAAGUUAAAUGCAGAUAUUUCACAUUCAGUUUGAUAGAGAAGUUGGCUCAUAUGGAAAAAACCAACAGUUGCUUCUAAAGAUAACAAUGUUUAACAGUAAUUACUGUUCUCCAAGCUCAUUGAUGCUUUGGUUUCCAAAUGCUUCAGAACUUUUCUUGAGUGUUAAUGACCCAAAUUGGUGUGUAUUUCUUUCUCAGAAAAAAUAGUUGCUAUAUCUGGAAAUAGUUUUAUACCAUCAUCUUAUGGUGAUCUGCAUCAUUGUGCUGUCUCUUCUGAAUUUUUGUCGAAGUCAUGCAGCACUGAGAUGUCGCAUCUAUGUGUUGCAAAUAUUUGUUGAUUUAAAAAUUGAAUCUUGGGCUGGUAAUUGUGAUUUUGAGAUGUGCCUAAUU